CGGAGCAUCGCAAAAAAGACACACUUUGUAGUCAACGAGAUUUCACCUUUUCACCUUUUCCCCUUCUGGUUAUUGGCUCGGAUUAUUCUUCCCUGAUAUUCUGCGCACCCUCCACGGAGUACCGCUUGCCUGGUCAUGCUCCUGAUCGAGUUGUAAAUAUUGAAUUAUUCUUUGUUUUUUUUUCGUUCUUGUCCCCCCAAUUUAACGGCCGCCUGACCUCCAUCACGCACCUCAACUCCGUGCCUUGGUGGUAAGCCGCUCCUUUUUCUCUGCGUCUUAGAUCUUAAAUUCCCUGCGGACCCUGCGGAAACAGCCAGAGAGAAAUCGUUCUCCUAACACCACCCACGCUCCCCUCUGUGCCGCAUCCGAACCAGUCGCUCCCAAAAACCAUGUCGUUCCUCUCGUAUAUCACCACCGGCAUUAGCUCGUUUGUUGUCGUUACGGCGUCACUCUUCGCAAUCGGGCAGAAGGUUCCCCGUGCGGCAUUUGUAGCCCGCUGCUUAGCCGCCUAUGGUUCUCUCCUUCUCUGCGCAACCUACGGUGUGAUUGCCUCGAUCGUCCUGCGUCUUGUUGGUUACGGCCGCGUUUCUCAAUGGGCCACUGCCCGCAGCUUCAAGUGGGUGAUGAGGUAUACGACUGGUGUGCGGUUCGAUAUUAUCCAGGGUGAAGAACACCUCGCGACCCGUCCUGCCGUUUUCAUUGGGAACCACCAAUCCGAACUGGAUGUGCUCAUGCUGGGAUGCAUUUUCCCACCUUACUGCAGUGUCACCGCGAAGAAGUCGCUCCGCCAUGUCCCCUUUCUCGGCUGGUUCAUGGCGCUAUCUCGCACCGUUUUCAUUGACCGGGCGAACCGCGAAACCGCUGUAAAGGCCUUUGAUGGUGCCGCGGAGGAAAUGCAAGUUCACCGACAGAGCGUCUUUAUCUUCCCCGAGGGCACAAGAAGUUACUCAGGCAAGCCGGAGCUGUUGCCGUUCAAGAAGGGUGCUUUCCACCUUGCGGUCAAGGCUGGGGUGCCUAUUGUUCCGGUUAUUUCUGAGAACUACUCGCAUAUUCUGUCGCCGAAGGACAUGAGGUUUGACGCCGGCAUCAUCAAAGUCAAAGUUCUCCCACCUAUCAGCACCGCUGGCCUUACCCCGGCUGAUGUUGACAACCUCACCAAGUCGACCCGAGAAGCCAUGCUCAAGACUCUGCUAGAGCUGUCUGAGACCAAUAAGGAGGAUGAUUCUUCUGUUCCGAAUGGUAGAUCCUCAGCCAUUGAGAUUUGAUCACAUUCAUCUACCUAAUACCAGUGGCUACCCUGAUUCAUACUCCACCCCGAUCCAAGCAAAGGCCAUGAGGGACUACCCCCCCCCCCCC
Messenger RNA from Aspergillus ochraceoroseus IBT 24754, 1356 nucleotides. Its product is annotated as 1-acylglycerol-3-phosphate O-acyltransferase SLC1. The record is from RefSeq and is a predicted model, not a curated record. Gene Ontology annotation, molecular function: 1-acylglycerol-3-phosphate O-acyltransferase activity. Lineage: Eukaryota; Fungi; Ascomycota; Eurotiomycetes; Eurotiales; Aspergillaceae. Gene Ontology annotation, biological process: phosphatidic acid biosynthetic process. Gene Ontology annotation, cellular component: membrane; endoplasmic reticulum. Bases 390 to 1265 code for a protein of 291 amino acids. The transcript is spliced from 2 exons.